Molecule: messenger RNA, 454 nt
Organism: Paramecium primaurelia
Lineage: Eukaryota; Ciliophora; Oligohymenophorea; Peniculida; Parameciidae
Source: the annotation of a GenBank genome assembly
AUGAUAAUAUCAUACCUGAUUUUAUUAAAGAAUGCGAAAAGAUUCAACUAUUUUUACAGAUUUUUGAAAAAGAAAUUGAUUGAUUCAAGUUUUUCUGCGGAUGAUGAAUUUUGUUAAGAAUUAUUAACCAGAUUUGCUGGAAUUAAACCUCCUUAUCUUUCCGAACAUGAGUUAUGGGAAAAGGAUAAAAAGUAGAAGGAAUACGAAUUAGUAGAAGUUAAUAAGUCUUAAUAACUUUAAGUUCAUUAUCCUAAUUAUGAAUAAGGAAGAGGAUGAAAAGGCAAAGAAGGAAUUACAUAAAAAAUUAUAAACUAAGAAGCCAUUAGAUGGAUAAUUAGAAGAAUUAUAUAAAAAGAUUGAAUUAGAGAAAGCUAAGGAAGAGUCGAGGAUGAAGUGUUUGAAGGAAAGAGAAUUGAAAUAAUUGAAAUUAUAAUAUUUGAUCAACAAGAAUUGA